Molecule: messenger RNA, 1563 nt
Organism: Pediculus humanus corporis (human body louse)
Lineage: Eukaryota; Metazoa; Arthropoda; Insecta; Psocodea; Pediculidae
Exons: 5
Coding region: 1-1563 (520 amino acids)
Cellular component (GO): nucleus
Molecular function (GO): methyl-CpG binding; zinc ion binding
Source: RefSeq, a predicted model, not a curated record
AUGAGUGAGGGAGGGGGGAGUGCUGGGCCUGAUAUAGGCCCUAAUUAUCAAAACUCUGGUCCUACAAGUUAUUCCAACCCUCCUAGUCAACCACCUACACCGAGUUCCACAGUACAAGAUCCACCAAAUUAUCAAAACGCGUCGGAAAUAAGUGAAAAUUCAAAUGAAACAAAAUCAAAUUUGAAUAAUAUUCAUACAAAUUCGGUGGCAAGCGGAUUACCACCGUUUAGUUCUUUUGCUUCUUCCGACGUGACUGAAGGUUUGGGAGGACGUUUAGCUGGAGAUGGAUAUUUAACAUCUGACGGGUUAACGUCAUCAACAAGAGUUAUGGAAUUAUCUGGAUGGGAUUAUUGCUACACUGAUGGUAUAAGUGGAAGAUAUUUGGAUAGGGAUUCAAUGCCAGUUAUGAUUCCGCAACCACAGUAUAGACCCUGGGAAAGUAAGCAAGACGGCUCAGGAGACAGUAUUAAAUCAACGCUGCCAUCCUUUCAGUCUCAAUUCGGGGAAGAACUAGUCACAACAUUAACAACACUCACGCCUGCUGCUUGUUCUCCAGCACCUUCAGUCCCUAGUCCUGGUUUACCCAGUUUUCACACUUUAUCUGCGGUUAACCCUAGGUAUCCACUUGUACCUGCUCCCGUUCAAGCCCGUGAAAUACCAUCUAUUCAGCAGCAAUUUUUAGACGAGCGUCACAUUCAUUUGUUUCAAGGGCCUCCGGGUCAAAAUUUUACAUUGCAACCUCAAAAUGGCAUAAAUGGUCAAACUUUAACGAGUUUAAACAACGGGACGACGUUGACGACAUUAAAUAAUGCUCAAUAUCAUCCACAAAUAAUAAACAAUGCACAAAUCUUGCCUUCCGGACAAAUUCUGACGCCUCAAAGUCAUAUUCUAACUCCUAGCUCACAAAUAAUCACAAGCAAUGGUCACAUAAUAACCUCUUCAGGUGGUCAGGGACUUACGGUGGUCAGUCAAAAUUCGACUCCCACCGUAUUGACCGUUGUCAAAACGGAACCAGUAAAUAUAGUUGAACUUAAAACAAGUUCAACGGAACCUUCAAAUUUAGCUCAUCAUCAUCCGAAUUUUCAAAAUCCAAUGAUUACGCAAGGUCAGCAAAUGGAUUCGAAAUUUGGUUUAGAAAGUCCACCCAGAGGCGUGGAUGGGAGGAAAAAAGAACGUCGGAAAAUUCGAGCGUCAAGUUUAGAAAGUUCCAAUGAAAGUGAUGGAGCCUUGAGCGUGGAAUCUAGCGGCCAGGUAGCAGCAGUUUCAAGCACUGCCGGCUUUAAAAGUCCAAUGACUCCAGGCCAAAUGAACAACGAAGACACCGGUGAAAAACAAACGAAGAAAAAGAGAAAAAGAUGUGGAGAAUGUAUUGGCUGUCAAAGAAAAGAUAAUUGUGGAGAUUGUGCUCCUUGCAGAAAUGACAAAAGUCAUCAGAUUUGUAAGAUGAGGCGGUGCGAAAAACUCACUGAAAAAAAGGUAGGACCUUUUAUUUUAUCCAAAACUAAAUUUUUUUUUUCAGGCGCGAAAAUAAUUUUUUACUCAACGAAACUCUGGAUAAAGUAA